AUGUCCCAAAACGGGAAAAAGACCGCCAAUGCGGUGGUUACUCCUUUGCCUAUGCCAGCCGAAUCCAGCAACCGAAGCAGCCAAAUUACACACAUGAGCAACCCCAAGGAGGAGGUGCCACGCCCAAGCUCAAUUGCAUCAGAUGAUUCGGAAGUUGAGCACCACCGAUUUCUAUCACCAUCGAAAUGGAAAAUCCUCGCUCAGAGUCUUGGUGGACUCAAAGAUGUUGAGCGAGCCGUUCCAACCCAUCCCUCCUCCUCAUGGUGGCCAGCCCGAGGGAUGCCCCCAGGGUUAUACCGAGACGUUGUAACUCAGCGGACUAGGUACUAUUAUACCUACUGGGCUACCAGUGUCCUACAGUGGCUCCUUAUGAUACUGCAGCUGCUCCUGGGUGCCAGCCUCACAGCACUUGGAUCUGUGGCGGUGAGGGACGGAACGCCCAUCACACUCCUAGGAGCCACCAACACGGUCAUAGCGGGUCUCUUGGCUCUUGUUCAUAACAGCGGGCUGCCUGAGAGACAUAAGCGCAGCAUGUAUGAAUAUGAAAAGGUGCAAGACCACAUCAAAGAGCUUCUGGACAGUCGGAUGGCCCCGGAGGAUCUAGAUCUUGAUCAGGUUAUCGCAGAGUGUUUUGAUAUGUACCAAGAGGCCAAGUCCAAUGCCAUGUCUGCUAGGCCACUUACGUACGGUCCGCGAUAUGGUCUAUCUGCCCGAGGUGUCGGAAGGCAAGACACGCUGACAUUAGGAAGACGAAGAUGA
This is a messenger RNA of Clonostachys byssicola, 759 nucleotides long. NCBI's taxonomy places the organism in Eukaryota, Fungi, Ascomycota, Sordariomycetes, Hypocreales, Bionectriaceae. The record is from the annotation of a GenBank genome assembly.